Molecule: messenger RNA, 2438 nt
Organism: Linum tenue
Lineage: Eukaryota; Viridiplantae; Streptophyta; Magnoliopsida; Malpighiales; Linaceae
Source: the annotation of a GenBank genome assembly
AAAGGAAGUUAAAGAAAAAGAAAAGACUGGACCACUACUCCAUUUGCACAGAGACGAAAGCUCUUCCGACUCCUAAUCACGCAGCAGCACAUACUCACAGCUCAAAUACCCCUCUCAUUUGUGGGUUUAAUUCCUCUGUUCUACAGCGACCCAUCUAACCCAAAAGAAUAAAUAAUCAAUCCACCUUGCUAUGCCUUUUCGCUCGACUCGGCGGUGGAGGGGCACAAGCCAAUCGUUCAUGCCAUAGCUGACAGUGUCGGUCUCUCGCUUGUUUUCUCGAUUGUAAUCCCGAGAAUUACGGUGAUGACUGGAUUUCAAAUCUGGGAUCUCUGGCUGUGAAUUGUGGAGAAAGGAUCGGGAAAAGAUGCGGAGGCGGGCUGCCGAGUACCGGCGCCCGGUUAGAAGGAGGUAUUCGCUGUGGAUCUGGGUGCUUCUUGGCAUGUUCUUGAUUGCGGGAUUGGUGUUGUUUGUGUUUCAUCAUAACCAGCACGAGGAUCGCGUCGAGCAGCUCAUUACGGAGAGGAAGUCACGGGCAGAUCUGGUUAAUCAUGAGGGUUUGAACUUCACCAAAGAAAUACUAAGCCCUAGCUCAUUCUCAAGGCAAUUAUCCGAGCAAAUGACACUUGCCAAGGCUUAUGUCAUCAUUGCAAAAGAGCACAACAAUCUCCACCUUGCUUGGGAGUUGAGCAAAAGGAUCAGGAGUUGUCAACUUCUGCUCUCAAAAGCUGCCAUGAGAGGAGAGCCCAUAACAGCAGAAGAAGCAGAGCCAGUGAUUAGUAGUCUCUCAUAUCUAAUAUUCAAGGCUCAAGAUUCCCAUUAUGACAUUGCAACCACUAUAAUGACGAUGAAGUCCCAUAUUCAAGCACUCGAAGAACGUGCAAAUGCAGCCACCGUGCAGAGCACAGUGUUUGGUCAGCUGGUGGCUGAAGCUCUCCCCAAGAGCCUUCACUGUCUGAAACUAAAGCUCACAACCGACUGGCUGUCGAAGCUACCCCUCCAAGCUCUUGCAAAGGAGAAUGUGAACUCACCUAGGGUUGUAGACAACAACCUCUACCACUUCUGCAUAUUCUCAGAUAAUGUUCUUGCUACAUCCGUGGUGGUCAACUCCACAAUCUCCAAUGCCGAUCACUCAAAGCAGCUUGUGUUCCACAUAGUCACAAAUGGGGUCAACUUUGGAGCAAUGCAGGCUUGGUUCCUGACCAAUGACUUCAGAGGGGCCGCUGUGGAGGUACAGAACGCAGAAGAGUUCAGUUGGUUGAAUGUCUCUUAUGCUCCUGUGGUGAAACAGCUGCUCGAUAAAGAGUCACGAGUGUUCUACUUCGGUGGUUAUUAUGAAGAUAUUAGUGUCGAGCCAAAGCUAAGAAACUCCAAGUACUUGUCUUUGCUAAAUCAUCUCAGGUUUUAUAUACCCGAGAUUUAUCCCCAGCUGGAGAAGAUAGUUUUCUUAGAUGAUGAUGUGGUUGUCCAGAAGGAUCUGACUCAGCUCUUCUCUCUCAAUUUGCAUGGAAAUGUUAAUGGAGCAGUGGAAACUUGUCUGGAGUCAUUUCAUCGGUAUUACAAGUAUCUAAACUUCUCAAACCCAAUUAUCAGCUCGAAGUUUGACCCCCAGGCAUGUGGAUGGGCGUUCGGGAUGAAUGUUUUUGAUUUGAUUGCAUGGAGGACAGCGAACGUCACUGCUCGGUAUCACUUUUGGCAGGAGCAAAAUGCCGACCGUAUGCUUUGGAAACUGGGCACACUUCCUCCUGCCCUGCUGGCAUUUUAUGGUCUGACUGAGCCACUGGAUCGAAGAUGGCAUGUGUUAGGGUUGGGGUAUGAUAUGAACAUUGAUGACCGGCUGAUUGAGAGUGCUGCUGUGGUUCAUUUCAAUGGGAACAUGAAGCCCUGGUUGAGAUUGGGUAUUAGCAGGUAUAAGCCUCUUUGGAAAAGGUACAUAAAUGAGAGCCACCCGUAUUAUGGAGAUUGUGUUACAAGCUGAAGCAGAGGCUUCUACUUGCCUCAUUGAAUCCAAUGUCGAGCCUCCUUGCCUCUUCACGGGCGACGAUUGCAUUAUUUGUAGAGUCAAGUAGGAAAUUUUGGCUUUGUUUACAGAAUAGUCACUUAAAGAUGAAAAGGAAACAACUUUAUAUACAUUAGAAGGAAAGAAACCUUGAAAUUAAUAGGUGAAGAAGUGGUGAAAAUUCAUUGAUUUGGAGAGGGGGGACUUUCUUUCUUCCACCCCUCGCUAUGAGUAAAAGCUAUAGAAUUGUUUGUUCCUUGGCAAGAUACGUUGUAAUAAUUCCCAGAAACUUCUUUUUUUGUGCGUGAUAACUUGAACAUUAUCAGUCUAUUUAUUUUUGUUGGGUCAUACUGCAUUUAUAAGUCAUUGUUAAGCUUGUUGGAUUCGGUUCUGUUGAUCCUUGUUGUUGUCCUACUUGUGAAUGUGAUAGAAGAUUGAUGCC